GACACGGUGUUGGAGGGGGGGAGAGCUCGAGCAAGCUCGUACGCCGCUCAAACGCCAGCAGAGCGCUGCGAGGAACGGACGCACAUGAACGCAACAUCUCAAAGUGCACGCGGACGAUCAAGAGGAUUUCAUCUUCUCUUGUCUUGAAUUGUAAAUAUUAAUCACAACCAAUAAGUCUCGCUUGGCCUCUCUGAUGAGUGCAAUCCGGCGGGAGUUGACGGAGGCGCGCCCGGAGGCGGCGGCGGCGUGGGGCGACGAGGUGCACGCGCGCGGCUGAAAGCAUCAUGGAGCAGCCUUUGUGGAUCCUAACUUUGCUCGUCACUUUGCUGCCAGCGCGGUGCGUUCGCUUUUCCCAGGAGCCGGCCGACCAAUCUGUGGUCCUGGGUGAGCGAGUGGUCCUCUCCUGCGUGGUCUUCAACUACAGCGGCAUCGUCCAGUGGACCAAAGAUGGCCUGGCGCUCGGCGUCGGGGAGGGCCUCCGAGCAUGGCCUAGGUACCGAGUGCUGCGGGCUCUGGACACAGGCCAGUACAACCUGGAGAUCUCGCGUGCCGAGCUAUCCGACGACUCGCUGUACGAGUGCCAGGCCACCGAGGCCGCCUUGCGCUCGCGGAGGGCCAAGCUCAACGUCCUCAUCCCACCCGAGGACCCCGUGAUGGAGGCAAGCCCGGAGCUGCUGCUCAUGGCGGGUACGCCGCACAACCUCACCUGCAUCACCCGCGGCGCCAAACCGGCCGCACACAUCCAGUGGCUCAAGAACGGGCUGCCUGCCGAGGGCGCCCACCAGUCCACGGAGGUGCUGCCAGACCGAAAGAGAGUGACCACCAGGAGCUACCUGCCCAUCAUGCCGCUGGACACCGACAGCCACAGCAACUUCACCUGCGUGGCCAGCAACCCGGCCGUGCCCAUGGGCAAGCGGGCCAACGUCAUGCUCAACGUGCACCAUCCGCCGACGGUGACGUUGUCUAUUGAGCCUCGCUCAGUCCUGGAGGGCGAGAGGGUCACCUUCACCUGCCAGGCCACCGCCAACCCGCCCAUCAUGGGCUACAGGUGGGCGAAGGGCGGCGUGUUGCUUGAGGGCGCCAGAGAGAGCAUAUUUGCCACCACGGCCGACCACUCCUUCUUCACCGAACCUGUGUCCUGUCAGGUGUUCAACGCGGUGGGCAGCACCAACGUUAGCAUACUGGUGGACGUACAUUUCGGACCCAUCCUGGUAGUUGAACCGCGGCCCAUCACGGUGGACGUGAACUCUGACGUCACCCUGAAUUGCAAGUGGUCUGGAAACCCGCCGCUUACCCUCACCUGGACCAAGAAGGGCUCCAACAUGGUGCUUAGUAACAAUAACCAGCUCUACUUGAAGUCGGUGAGCCAGGCAGACGCCGGCCAGUACGUGUGCAAGGCCAUCGUGCCGCGCAUCGGCGUGGGUGAGACGGAAGUGAUGCUCACAGUCAAUGGCCCGCCCAUAAUCUCCAGCGAUCCGGUCCAGUACGCCGUCCGGGGUGAGCGAGGCGAGAUUAAGUGCUACAUCGCCAGCACGCCCCCACCAGACAAGAUCGUGUGGGCAUGGAAGGAGAACGUGUGGGAGAAGGAGAAAGGCACGUUGAUGGAGCGCUAUACAGUAGAGCAAAGCAAGCCGCCGUCGCAGGGCGGGGCCGUGCUCUCCACACUCACCAUCAACAACGUCAUGGAAUCCGACUUCCACUCGCCAUACAAUUGCACUGCCUGGAACUCCUUCGGGCCCCGCACCAUGAUCAUCACUCUGGAGGAAACCGACAUCGUCCCAGUGGGCAUCAUCGCCGGAGGCACGGUGGGCUCGUCCAUCCUUCUGCUCACGCUGCUGCUGGCUCUCGCCUUCUUCCUGUACCGCCAACGCAAAGGCAGACAUCGAGGAGUGACGCUGGGCAAAGUUGACAUCAAAGUGGAGACGGUCAACAAGGAGACGCACAGUCUGGAGGAGGAAGCGGCCACAGUCUCCACGGCCACGCGCAUGGUCAAAGCGAUGUACUCGUUUCUGCCCUCUGUCUCCCUCUCUCCCUCCACUCAGCCCUUCAAAGACGACAUGGACCUCAAGCAGGAUGUGCGCAGCGAGAGCGACACGCGUGACGACUACGAACUCAAGGAUCCAACAAAUGGCUACUACAACGUGCGAGCGACCACCCACGACGAGGCUCGCCCUCAGUCCCGCGCCGUCCACUACCAGGGAGACUUCCGCUCUCCCAACGCCAACAGCGCGACAGGCGGCGCCAGCGUUUCCGCAGCCCCGCCCUCGGCCCCCAGCGGCGCGGUCCCCCCCAGCGGAGUACCGGGCUCCCGGGCCGGUUGCUAUGACCCGCGCCCACCUUCCCGCAUCUCGCACUCCACCUACGCCCAGUUCAGCACACUCUCCCGGGCGGCGGCUGCUGCCCAGCAGGCGGCAUCCAACCCACCGGCGGACUACCCGGGGGACUGCGGGCCGCUGGACGGCACCACCCAACUUGCCUACGACAGCUACGGGUACCCCUCGCAGUACCACGGCUAUCGCGUGGCCUUCGCGCCGCCUGCGGAGGAGGGACCGGCCUACGAGAUGUACCCCACGGGACCAGGGAGCGGACCUGGGCAGCACAGCCCCGAAGCGGGGCUGGGAAAGUACGACACUGCUACCCGCUUUUCGUACUCGUCGCCCCCUUCUGACCACUCACAGAGACAUACGCAGAGGAUGCAGACUCAUGUGUGAAUGCAAAACCACAUGCGUUGGCGUUAGCAAUAUGCAUGCUAAUUGGCACUAACUACAAUCAACAAAGAAGAGCAGCACUUCUGACUGAUCAGCCGCCGCUUUGGGGUUACCAGAACCGGAAAUUGUAUCCCAUUGAAAUUAUGUUUUACAAUAACACCCCGUGAGCGCCCCACCCUCCAAAACAAUGGUUUUCCAAUUAAAAUAAAAUUCAAUGGCCAUGAUAGGACACAUGAAAAAAUCUGAAAAUGGAAGAAGAAUUACAGUCGUUAUUUUCAGGCAAAUCCGGUGCAACUUCAGCUAGCCACCCUGGUUGGGAAUUAUUCACGACCAAUCGAUGGAUGGCAGGUAUCUAAAGUUGGUAUUUCAGUUGGUGGCGAAUGCUUGCGAACUCGGGAGACCAAAGUCUUGCUGAGGCUUUCAUCAGUGCGAUGUCUUGUCAAGACUAAUCGGACGUAUAGACAGCUUCACAAAGUAGCCGAGAUGUAUCUGCGAUGACUCCAGCAGCACAUGGUGAUUUCGCAGACCUGCUGCAGAUGUAGAAAAAGUCUCCAAAAAGCUCUCCGAAAGGAAUUGAACAUGUUUGAAUUUACCACGACUGCCUGGCGACCCGACUAGUCUCCAGGAUACAUCUCGGUCACCAUGAGGUCACCAUCUUGUGUCCAGGCCAGUCAGAUAGAUGAUUAGCCGACACUAAAGGCCCUAUUUUCAUACACAAGCGCUCGUGCUAUUGGCCUAAACAUUAGCCGUUUUUAUUUUCAUGCUGUGUCAAUUCAUGUUGGGGCCCUCCCUGCGCUUCUCUGGCCGUUCCGGCGGACGGAACUGGUGUGCCUCCGUCACACCUCACAAUUUGGUGGCAGAAAGUAGACUGUGCUGUAAAAAUGAGUAAAUCUUCAUUUUUGUGCCAGGGAAAGUCUUAACAGGUUUGUGAAUUUGGUCGACCCCCGCUAUGCCUCAAUGGGCCUUCUGGCUUAUUUGAUUGCAUGCCCACGGCGCAUGCGGCAAAUUUGGUGACCAAAAUCAGACUGCAUUUUACAUUUGCAAAAACUUGCCUGGAUAUGGCUGUGUUGGCUCCCACAAGUCUUCUCACUAGUUUGGCAAAAUACCAAGACAACGUUCUGCUCCACCCAUGUGCUGGUCAGUUUUUACGCUCUUGCUGUGUAACGUGGGAAUCCACUUUGAACCAUUUGCCAUGAAAAAAAAAUGGAUGUCUUUAUUGCGGAAUUCCUUGCUUUUAUGUGGACAUUUUGUACAAAAACAAAGCGACAUAACUUUCCAUGCACCACAACAACAUGGCAGCUUGUUGAAAAAACAUAAACCAGUGUGGGGAGUCUCUCUUCCAGGAGUAGGUAGCAAUGCGUCGCGCAAAUUUUCUACACUCAUGACGCGUUUCGACGUCGGCUUUUUAGUCCUUUUGAUGACUUUCAGUUUGUUUAAAAAGAGAAAAAAAAAUACCUCUGCAACCCUGGAUCCUCAAGUGUCAAAAUGUGUGUUUCUUGUCACUUGCACAGUAGAAUAGUUUUUUCCCCCUCCAUAUUUAUACUGAAAUGGGAGAUGGGGGGAACUGCAAAAAAAAUGUAUUUUUAUUUCGAAAAAGAAAAAUGUGGACCAAAGGUUCAAAAUUUUGUGGGGGGGCCAGGGGGGCACUGUUGGAUUUUUACAAUGGAACAUUUUCGCCAAGGAAGGAUGAUGUUUAUGCAGCAAAGAGAAUAAAUAGGGGUGGUUUUUUUUUUUCUUUUUUGGUGGUCGUUUGUUUUUUGAAGCAGAGUCCCUCAGACCACCAGUCCUCCGUGACUGGAAUGCCUUUUUUGACGAUUGGACAGCAGGCUGGCUUUCGACAGUGGAGUCUUAACAUAUCAAGGUGAAGCUGCAGAGGCUUCCAUGGAGCUCAAUUUGCUGAUGUAAACCUGUCAGCAACAUGCCAACAACAUGUAAAUGACACAAACAACAUGUAAACAGACAUGUAAUGCUUCCUCAAUGCAGCAAAAACACAAUGGUGGUGUGUUGUUUUUUAUGGUCUUUAAUCUUUGCUGUAUGUGACUGGCUUUUAGUGUUUAUUGCUGGUGUCUCAUAUAUACUCUAUUGAUUUUUUUUUCUUCCUGAGCCUUACCCUAAAAAUUGCAUACUGGCCAAUCAAAACUCGGCACAGAAUAGCAGUCUAGUGUUAAAUCAAUGGAGAUAUUUUUCAUUUGUUUCGAGGGUUUGGAUAUUUUUUGUUCCUUUUGGUUUCCUGUUAAAAAAUUUUAAAAAUUGUAGCAUUUCAAAUUAGGGUUCUAAAUUAGGAUUUCAAGACAGGAAAUUGGAAUUUCAAGAUCAAGUUCAGGUUUCAAGUAGGAUGGAUUCCAGCAUAGGUUAGGGUUAUAAAACUGAUGGUUUCAAUAUAGGGUAAACGUUUCACGUUAACUUUAAAAUUAGGCUUUCAAGAGAGGGUCAGUGGUCCAAAGUAGGGUACCAAGGCAGGGUUAGGAUUUGAAAUUACCGUUACAGGCUAGGGUUGACGUUACAAAUAAGAGUGGCUAGGUUUUGAAAUGACAGUCUCAAAUUACAAAUCCGAAUUGGGCUUUGUAGUGUUAGGGUUUCCAAUGAGAACCGAAUGGAGAAAUUUCCCCCGUUAAAUGUUCCUGUUUGUCCUUCUGAAUGGCAUUCAGAACUUUUAAUUAUCAGCACUUUAACACUGUCAUCUCCUCUUGGGAAAUGUCAAACGAAUACCCCUGUCGCUAUAUGGUGAUUUAUAUAUUUUUUUAUGUUCUUUCAUGAGAACAAGCGCGCUGCAAAGUGGGGCUGAAUGAGAAGGAGUCGCUGAGCCACUAGUGGCUCCAUCCGCUCACGUACUUGACGUCUGCUGCCAAAGCACUGCAAGGAGUUCGACUGCUCACCAUGCACGUGCGGCUUUAAACGCAGGUUGAAACCUCUCAGAACAGCUGAAAGGAUGAAAAAUUACUCA
Molecule: messenger RNA, 5652 nt
Organism: Hippocampus zosterae (dwarf seahorse)
Lineage: Eukaryota; Metazoa; Chordata; Actinopteri; Syngnathiformes; Syngnathidae
Gene: kirrel1b
Product: kirre like nephrin family adhesion molecule 1b
Exons: 15
Coding region: 285-2711 (808 amino acids)
Biological process (GO): cell-cell adhesion
Cellular component (GO): cell-cell junction
Molecular function (GO): cell adhesion molecule binding
Source: RefSeq, a predicted model, not a curated record